Molecule: messenger RNA, 411 nt
Organism: Macrosiphum euphorbiae (potato aphid)
Lineage: Eukaryota; Metazoa; Arthropoda; Insecta; Hemiptera; Aphididae
Source: the annotation of a GenBank genome assembly
AUGAAAACAACUGCUAAAGAAUAUCUUGUGAAAUUAAAAAAAAUAAGUAUAACACUAGACAAAGUUCAGGCAGAUGGAUGUACUUUAAGUGAAUCAACUCAUUUAUGGUUAGAAUUAAAACAGUUUUUUGAACUUGAGGUUUGCAAUGAUUCAAUGGUUGAAAAAGUUCAAAAAAGAUUUGAUAUGGCAGUGAACGAAUACCAUUUCAUUGCUUAUGUUUUGGACCCUAAAUAUAGAGGAAUAAAAAUGAAUUCUGAUCAGAUGGACUCCACUCUAGAUUUUACAAAUUUAUAUCAUCAAGAAAUUAUGCCAGAAAUAAUAACAUAUCAAGCUGAAGCAUAUCCUUUUAAGGAUUAUCUUUUUAAAGCACAAACAGUCAGUCAAGUUAAACCAUUAACUUGGUGGUUAUAA